AGACAGACAGACAAAUAGAUAGAUUGAUAGACACAUUUCUCACCAUCACCGGCUUUGCGCAAAAACAAAAAGAAGAACAUUAUUUCUUAGCUUUAUUUGUUUUUUGAAACGUGGAUAUAUAAAGCUUAAGAAAGCUGGACAUUUUUAUAUAUGUUUAAUUUUAAGUUAUUUUAUGUGCAAGUUACUCUCGUGCAACUACAACAAAGGAGAGAGAACUGGUACCGAAGCAGUAAUAUUUCGGUUUUUGUUAUUUUGAACGCAUUAUUUAUCUUCAGUAUUUGACAGUAUUUAUUAUACUUAAGAGCAAAUUGUCUGUUGUAAUUUUUAAUAUAGCCUAUUUUGUUAAAUAUAACACACUGCAUAAUUUUCGCGGGUUUUCUUUCAUUUCGCGUGAAAAAUGAUUCGGAUACCCAGAGGGAUUUCUCCUGCUUCAGGAAGAGGUGCAGUCGUUGGACUCUCUUGCCAGCAGAAAACAAUGUUCUCCGGGAUGAGGACAGAUUUUUUCAACACUGGACUUGCGAGCCCGCCGAUGAAUUCGAUACCGGCUGGAUACUUCACUCAAAUCGGCAACACGACAGCUGCGGAGCAGAGAGCCAACUGCCUGUACGCGACCCCUCACGGGCCCGAAGCUAAGCCUGUGCGAACCACCGGCCGGCUGCCGGCCAAGAGGAGGCUAGAUCUGGAAGAGCCACAGUAUCUCCCUGAAUUUCGCACACCAAAAGGGAAAGGAAACUUGGCAUUUGUGAGGGUACCAAGCCCCAAAACUCCCAAGUCUCCUGGUGACCGCACUCGUUAUGACACUUCUCUUGGGCUGCUGACAAAGAAAUUUGUUGGCUUAUUGAGUGAAUCGGCUGAUGGGGUUCUAGAUCUGAACUGGGCCACGGAGGUUUUGGAGGUUCAGAAGAGACGCAUCUAUGACAUCACAAAUGUUCUGGAGGGAGUGCAGCUCAUACGCAAGAAAUCCAAGAACAACAUCCAAUGGCUGGUCAGUGGUGUGUUUGAGGGGUCAGCCAGUGGUGCAGAGAAGGCCAGCACUCUGAGAAAAGAACUCUCUGAGCUAGACAGGCAGGAAAAAGCUCUGGACGACCUCAUUCAGUCCAGCUCAGCACAGCUACGAAAACUCACAGAGAACAAGGACAACCAAAGAUUAGGAUAUGUGACCCAUCAGGACAUCCGCUCCAUAGCCAGCCUGAAGGAUGAAACUGUGAUCGCUGUAAAAGCUCCGUCUGAAACCAAACUGGAAAUCCCAGAGGCAUCCGGGGAGUCGCUGCAGAUUUACCUGAAGAGCAAGAAUGGCCCAAUCGAGGUGUACUUGUGUCCUGAAGAAUGUUUGGAUGAUGUUAGUCCCAUCAAGAAUGUCACACCCAGAAAAGAUUACCCACAAACCCCCAGUGCCACCACACCCUCUCUCUUUCCACCUGCCAAAUGCCAGCCAGCAGAGGGUUUGCUGUCUAAGCCACAGCCGUCAAUGACAGGCACCAGUGGUAGCACCUCCCUACUUGAUGUGGAAGGGAUCCUGGGUCUGCCUCCUAGCCUUAUGCAAAUCACAGAUGACCAGCUGCCUGGAACGGCCUUCACAUCUGACUCCUCCAUCCCCUUUGUUAGUUUCUCUCCUCAGCUCACUCAUGAUGACUACCUCUGGAGUCUGGAUGAUGGAGAAGGUGUAUCUGACUUCUUUGACACAUAUGAUCUGGGAGAUCUGCUCAACAUGAGGCAUUAAUGUCAGGGGUCCUGUUCCAGUGUGAUUAAACAAUAAUUGAUUGUGUGAAUUAGUUGAAUUCAGACACUGAUCCUCAUUACAACAGACACCUUCACAAUUUGACAUUGAAUGAAUUUGUAGCAUAAAGUGCACUACUGAAUUAGGAAUGGAGUUUUUAAUGGAGUUUCCCGUGUUUAUGAUUAGAAAUACUUUAAUUAAAAAGUGAGCAUGUGCCCUCUAGUGGAUAUAUGUGUCAUUCAGAUACAUUAUGAAGCCAUAUUAUUUCUGAGUCAUACAAAUAAUAAGGUAUUUUUUGUGUGUAUUGUUUAGUUAUAGAUAUUUUGGACAAAACAAUUAUUUGUCAGGUGACAUUACAAUUUAUUUUGUAUUUUUUCCCAUGGGCAAAUUGUUGAUCUUUGUAACUUUAUUUAGUAUUGACCAAAAUAACUUCUAAUUGCCUUGUGUCUAGGUAUGAGCUAUAGGACAUAGUGUUUUAUCUAUUGUGAGUAAAUCUUAAAUGGGAUGAAUUGAACUCAGGUAAUUUUAAAUGCUUUUAUUGAGCUUUAACAAUUGUAGUACAGUUGAACAUUGCCAGUAGAGGGCUGUGUGACCAUUUCUAGCUGCCCUCAGUCAAAUGUGCUUCUGAGGAUGUGUAUGUUGAAGACUUGUGAAUUGUCAUGUUUUGCAUCUUAGCUCCAUAACCAGACUCAACAAAUCUAGACUCAAGUAAAGCAGAGAUUUGAAAAGCUGUUUCUAAAAAAUGAUUCAGAUUUAGUCAUCAUCUAUUCAAAUUGAAAACAGUGCUUGGGUUUUUAGAAAUGGGUGCUUGUCUGUUCAUUCUACCUCCAUUUUUUAGAUUAAUUAAACCACAGUGAGGUAGUGCCUUGUACUUGUAGCAGUGGCUUUAUCCCAGGUCAUGAAGUAGAUACUAUAUAAUGCCUGAUUUUUAAGCACUGACAUGCAUGUAUGUUAGUAGAAACCUCAGAGAAUGUACAUAUUUGGCAGCUAAAUUUUACAUUACCAAAUGAAUUAUUCAAACUGAUAAAUUGAUACAUUUUAGGUCUGUUCAAUGACUAGAAUAAUUUUUCCCUAGUGACGUUAAGUUGAAGUUCUGCUCCACUCUUGUAGUAAAGGCACGUUUAAGGGGAUCUGGCAGAAACCUUCUGUUUGAACACUGAACUACUUCAUGUACUGCUAGAAAUACAAAGAAAACUUUGUUGUAUGUGUGGAGUUUGGAUUCUUACCUCCCCUGAAUGGUAGAUUUUAUUGCUGCAGAGAUAGACUACAAUGUAAAAGAAAAAAAAAACAUACAAUGCAGAACAUGUCUGGUUUGGGAGGCAAUAUAGAAAAUUGCUAAUUUUUAAAGCUACAUUUCCUCACCCAGUUUAAGUGUGUUCUACAAUCAUUUCUCAGUCAGACUGAAAUAAAUAAAACCUGAGCAAAAAAACAAAGAUCUUGUAGGAUGCUGAACCUUGGCCUUAAUACUCUAGAUUUGUCAACCUAGGAUUCUAGAACUUUAAGCCUGGAUUUGUUAUCAUUUUUCAAGAUCUAUACAGCAUUUGUCAAGGUGCCUUUGGGUUGGAUUUAAGAGUAGUAGUAAUCUGAUUUGAUCUUUGUCUAAUUAACUUAUGGAUAACUUAUGCCUUGUGGGAGGGUGUACAAAAAUGUUAUCUGGGUUUUGCUUUAUGCAGCUCUCCCACAUGUGGACAACUGUCCUGUCCUUACAAACUUGAAAAAUGUGUGUGUGUGUGUGUGUGUGUGUGUGUAUAUGCAUGAUGUGUUUACUAAGACUUGACAUUUUUGGUGAAUUUGGUUGUAGUCCAUAAUGAAUUUCUUUUGCGUUUUCGCUUUUUAAAUAAGCAUUAUGUUUUUAAAAUUGUACAGAAUAACUUUGUAUUUAUAGUUUUUGUAUUUGAAGGAAAUUGGAAAUUGUCUCAGGAUGUCAUUUUUGGAAGACCGUC
Xyrauchen texanus (razorback sucker) is the source of this 3660-nucleotide messenger RNA. Its product is annotated as transcription factor E2F2-like. Gene Ontology annotation, molecular function: protein dimerization activity; RNA polymerase II cis-regulatory region sequence-specific DNA binding; DNA-binding transcription factor activity, RNA polymerase II-specific. Gene Ontology annotation, cellular component: RNA polymerase II transcription regulator complex. The record is from RefSeq and is a predicted model, not a curated record. Gene Ontology annotation, biological process: regulation of transcription by RNA polymerase II. NCBI's taxonomy places the organism in Eukaryota, Metazoa, Chordata, Actinopteri, Cypriniformes, Catostomidae.